AUGCAUCAUGGAGCCUCGUCCCGGUUUAACCAACCCUGGCAGAAACACCAGGGUCCGAGGCGGGAUUCCAGCCUCGAAAAAGGGACCGAGUGGACGAACCGUCUGUUGUUGGCAAGGGAAAAAUGGACGGAGAAGAACAAGCGGCAGAGGGCCAAUGAGAGGGCGGCCUGGAAGAAGAGUGGCGCGGAGAAAGACGUGGAGAGGAUUGGUGAGCUUUGGGCCGAAUCACUGGCCAAAAAUAAGGAGCUGGACAAGCCAAUAAUGACCUGA
This is a messenger RNA of Penicillium odoratum, 270 nucleotides long. RefSeq lists its product as uncharacterized. The coding region runs from base 1 to 270 and encodes 89 amino acids. The transcript has a single exon. The record is from RefSeq and is a predicted model, not a curated record. Lineage: Eukaryota; Fungi; Ascomycota; Eurotiomycetes; Eurotiales; Aspergillaceae.